AUGGCCAUCUCUAACAACCAACAUAGCUCUCACCGUAAGCACGUUGGGAGACGCCAUGAAAGAGUGCCAGCCACUUCUCACAGAGAAGCCACACCAAAUUCUUUCCCAAGGUUUUCUGGGAAAGCACUCGAGAGAGCUUCCAAGAGGGAAAGAAGAGGAGUCCAUCAUAGAAGAUAUUGUCGAACCAAGGAUUUGGUAAACAGUUGGGUAAGAAGCCAAGUUGAACAGAACUACGCUUCCGUGCCACUCGGAGAGAAAUUCUUGGAACCAGAACACACAUAUCUUAAUGAAUACAGUCAGAACUCCCCAGAAAAUCAGCCUCGCCAACCACCUCAAUCAAUACUGACGCUUUUCCAACCAAGACCACAGAACAUCCCGCUCAACAGACUCACACAUUUCAAUUUAAGGAUUUUCAGCUUACUGGAAACGGAUCCUCAACCAGGACUGGUAGAGAGUGGUUUUGUCAGCCAACCAGAAGAACCAACGGAAAUUGUACGUCCAAGUACCGAUAUAUGUUUAGAGAGACUAACUAUCUCUGCGCCUACCAGUCCAAAUGCUUCAGAGAUUGUCGGUCACCAUUCAGCAGACGAGGAGAUUAAUGCAAGCUUUAGGUAUGAACCAGUUUUACGCCCCGAGGAUCCUGAGGUUGUUUUGGCAAACCGAAUCAGUUCGUUAAAGCUCUGA
Candidozyma haemuli is the source of this 684-nucleotide messenger RNA. RefSeq lists its product as uncharacterized. NCBI's taxonomy places the organism in Eukaryota, Fungi, Ascomycota, Pichiomycetes, Serinales, Metschnikowiaceae. The transcript has a single exon. The coding region runs from base 1 to 684 and encodes 227 amino acids. The record is from RefSeq and is a predicted model, not a curated record.